AUGGAAGCUGAUUGGGAUGAGCUAUCGCGUAUCCCGAUGCCACCGCCUAGUCCGCAUGGGAUGCCCACGAAUGCGACGGCGGUGGCAUUUGAUGAUGUUAUGGAACUUUUGUGGGCUGGAAAUGAAUAUGGCCGCAUCACUUCUUUCUAUGGACCCGAACUUCAACGAUAUACUUCUGUGCGAGCGCACCCGGUCGCGGAAGGCAUGGUUCGACAGAUUGCUUUUCACGAGCGCGGUGUGAUCUCGUUGUCUUCGAGGAGUGUGCAUAUGAUUACUCGACGCGGUUUGACUCAGUGGCAUAUUGCCGAUGAGGAGAUGGUCGAUCUUCGAUGCAUGAGCUUUACAGCACAGACAAACCGGAUACUGGUGGCGGGUUGCCAGCGUGUGAUGUUUACGAUCGAUAUUGACAAGGGUACGAUUGUUGACAAAUUGCCUACCGAGCACAAUUACACGCUCAUGAAGAAGAGUCGGUAUUUAUGCGCGGCUACAGAGAAUGGAUCCGUCAAUGCCCUCAGUCUCUCGGAUUUCAGCGUCGUUAAGUCUUGGAAGGCGCAUGGCACUGCUGUUAAUGACAUGGAUGCGCGAAACGACUUGCUGGUUACCUGUGGUUUCUCAGUCCGCCAGCUUGGUUCCUCGAUUGUGGAUCCGCUGGCCAAUGUCUAUGAUCUGAAGACACUGACACCCUUGCCUCCGAUUCCGUUCCAUGCUGGUGCAGCAUAUGUACGAAUGCACCCGAAGCUACAUACGACGAGUUUUGUGGCGUCGCAGACUGGGCAGCUCCAAGUUGUCGAUCUGAUGAACCCCAAUUCUGUCAAUUUACGACAAGCGAAUGUCACAUUGAUGCUUGGACUCGAGAUUUCACCUUCUGGAGAGGCCUUAGCCAUCAACGACGCGGAAUGCUCGAUUCAUCUCUGGGGUUCACCAACCAAGAUUCAUUUCAAUGAAAUGAGCAAAGAAACUGAGUUCGCAGACGUACCGACUCGAUCGCCGGCCAUUGAUUGGUCGCCUGAGACCCCGCUGAACAUGGUCGGAAUGCCGUAUUAUCACGAUCGCCUCUUCUCGGCAUGGCCCAGUCAUCUUACGUUCGAGGUCGGAAGCCCACCGGCACAACUCGAUCAAUCUUUGCUUCCAUAUUUGCGCCAAGCAGAACUGGGCCAUGGUGCUCCGAAUCCACGAAAGACACGACGAUACCAGAUCGAGAACACUCGCGCUUUGACUACCGCAGAGCCAGCCUUGAUUGCACCUAAAUUCCUCAGUGAAAAGGCCAGGGAUCAUCAUAAAUCCAAGUCUGAUGGUUCAAUCGCUGAUGCGGCUGAGGCACUGGCGGGUGCAAAGAUCAACGGCGAGAGUGAUGAUGAUCCACUGCUCAAAUACAGCAAUGUCGAGAUCAAAUAUAGUCGGUUUGGUGUCGACGAUUUUGACUUCCGAUUCUACAACAAGACCAGAUUCUCUGGGCUCGAAACCCACAUCGCAAACUCCUUUACCAACUCCCUCCUUCAGCUUUUUAAGUUCAUUCCUUUGUUCCGAAACCUCGCUCUCCACCAUGCGGCUGGCUCCUGUAUCUCUGAAUAUUGCUUGCUGUGCGAGUUAGGCUACCUGUUUGACAUGUUGGAAAAAGCGAAUGGCCAGAAUUGCCAGGCGACCAAUCUGCUCAAACUAUUCAGCAGCUUCCGGGAGGCCUCAAACAUGGGGCUGUUGGAAGAAAACCUUACAAAUAAGUCUCUCUCUACAGCUAUUCAGGCGGUAAAUCGCUUCUUCUUGACACAAAUAUCGUGUGACUUCCGUACCAUCCAACCCAAUUCCGAAGAGCUGGACGAGCGCCUCUCCACAUAUGCUUCUGAGUCGAUCCGAUGCAUGUUCUGUCAGAAUGAAACUGUUCGCCCAGGAAACUCUCUCGCCAAUGAGCUUCUUUACCCAAACAUGGAUAUGAAACAGGCGCGACGCAAUCCUGCUUUCCGAUUCUCCAACAUCUUGCGUGCUAGCAUUGAACGUGAAACGCAGAAUCGCGGUUGGUGCAACUACUGCCGUCGAUACCAACAGGUCAUGAUUCGAAAGACUGUGCACCGGAUGCCUCUUGUCUUGCUCCUCAAUGCCGCUGUUUCAACCAAUCCCAUAUGUCGCAGACUGUGGGCUAUUCCUGGGUGGUUGCCUGACGCAGUAGGCAUAAUCAUCGACAAUGGUCAAGUAAUGUGUUUCGAGGGCGAGGAGCUUCAAUUGAGAAUGCAGAGUAAUACACCCGGGUUGGUAGUGUAUGAUCUGGUAGGCCUUGUGGCCGAGAUUGACAUUACAGAACACCAAAAGCCGCAUUUGGUGUCUUUUAUCAACGUCUCGGUUUCAGAGCAAGAAACCCAGGAACCAAGCAAAUGGCACUUGUUCAAUGACUUUUUGGUUACCGAAGUGGACCGUGAUGAGGCAUUGGGCUUCACACAGAAUUGGAAGCAACCUUGCGUGCUGGCUUUCCAGGCACGAGAUCCCCGUCACGCUGUUGAUGACUCGUGGAAGAAUGCCCUCGAUAGCACUUUACUUUUCCGUGGGGUGUCAUCGAAUGGCGGACGCCAGGUUGAGUCUUGUAUUGCCCUUAGCGAGGAAGAAAAACCGAAGCCUGGUACGCCCGUGGCGCUCGACACCGAGUUCGUCGAUCUCGAGAAAGCUGAGAUAGAUGUCAAGGCCGAUGGGUCGCAAGAAAUUGUUCGGCCCAACAAGAGCGGACUUGCUCGAGUCUCUGUUCUACGUGCUUCAGGUAUCCAGGAGGGUGUGCCCUUCAUUGAUGACUACAUCACAAUUCGUGAACCAAUUGUCGACUAUGUCACACAGUACUCUGGCAUCAAGCCUGGCGACCUGGAUCCACGAACUAGCGAACAUAACCUUGUGCCGCUUAAGACCGCGUACAAGAAGCUGUGGCUUCUUCUCAAUUUGGGAUGUAUUUUUGUGGGCCAUGGCUUAGCCUCCGAUUUCCGCAAAAUCAACAUCCAAGUGCCCAAGUCGCAAACUGUUGAUACCCAGUACCUCUUCUUCCACCCCGGCAAGAGCCGUCGCCUUAGUCUUCGUUAUCUGGCCUGGGCUGUGUUCAAGGAGUAUAUCCAAGAAGAACCGAACCCGGAGGAUAUUCAGGGACACGACUCCAUUGAAGAUGCACGUAUGGCCAUGCGUCUAUGGAAGAAGUUCCAGGAAUACGAGGACGCCGGCAUCGCCAAUCAGAUGCUGGAAGAAAUCUUCCGCGAAGGAUCCAAACUCGGCUUCCGCCCCCCUCCUAAGAACGCCACAGUCACCGUUCUUUCUCGUCCCGGAACUGCCGUUACUUUGCAGAAUGGCAGUGGCCGCAAUACCCCCUCUACGCCCGACGCCAGUGCUGCAGCUGCAGCUACAGCAGCCACCGUGGUGGCCAACUCUGCCGCUGCAAAUGCGGCACCUAUAAGUGCCCCUAGCACCCCUCGUCAAGCUUUCCGGCGAUCGAUCGCCCUCACCCCAAGCAAUGUCAGCUUUUCUGGGCCCGGCUCGGGCGACUUCUUUAGUGAGAGUCCAUUGCGAUAG
Molecule: messenger RNA, 3531 nt
Organism: Penicillium odoratum
Lineage: Eukaryota; Fungi; Ascomycota; Eurotiomycetes; Eurotiales; Aspergillaceae
Gene: pan2n2
Product: poly(A)-specific ribonuclease
Exons: 3
Coding region: 1-3531 (1176 amino acids)
Biological process (GO): nuclear-transcribed mRNA poly(A) tail shortening; mRNA processing
Cellular component (GO): PAN complex; P-body
Molecular function (GO): nucleic acid binding; protein binding; poly(A)-specific ribonuclease activity
Source: RefSeq, a predicted model, not a curated record